Parathielavia appendiculata is the source of this 2391-nucleotide messenger RNA. RefSeq lists its product as uncharacterized. Bases 337 to 2040 code for a protein of 567 amino acids. NCBI's taxonomy places the organism in Eukaryota, Fungi, Ascomycota, Sordariomycetes, Sordariales, Chaetomiaceae. Gene Ontology annotation, biological process: ubiquitin-dependent endocytosis. Gene Ontology annotation, molecular function: ubiquitin protein ligase binding; protein-macromolecule adaptor activity. The record is from RefSeq and is a predicted model, not a curated record. Gene Ontology annotation, cellular component: cytosol; cytoplasm. The transcript has 2 exons.
AGCGCUUCCUGAAACCGGCAUUUUGUUGGUUGACAUUCAAUAACACACCACCACCGCCAUCAUACAACGAGCGAGGAGUAGCCUUGAGUAUUUCCUCUUUCUCCCUGCGGCUGCGUGCGUGGGGCUGACUGAGCUGUUGCAUGCAUGGCGUUUCUUGCAGGUGCCGUCGACUGAUGCUGCUGCUUCUUAUUCAUUUCUUGGUUAAGGGAUAUCAAUCUCUUGCUUCGUCUACAAUCCCACACAUAAGGGCGUAGUACCUCCGUACUUUGCGGUCCUUGCCCGGCUGCAUUGCCGACCGUACCACAAAAGUCCGCAACACCCGGUGCACCGUGCAACAUGUCAAUACGCAUCAUCCUGGACAACCCGCCCGAGUUCUACACCAACCUGGAUGUCAUCUCGGGCCAGGUGCUCCUCACCCUCGACCGCCCCGAGCAUGUCGGUCUCAUCGUGGUCAAGCUCGAGGGCGAGUCGAGGACCGCCCUGGCCAUCGCCCCAGACAGGCCGGGCCUGGGCAUCGCCAGCGCCAGAGAUCGAACCUCCAGCGGAGACACCCUGCACGAGAAUCACAAGAUCCUGUACAAGGUCGGCCAGGUCUUCCCCGACGAGAAUGCCCCCGCCAUGGCAUCACCCUACAUUCUGAACCAGGGUCAGCACCGGUUCCCCUUCCAGUUCAAGUUCCCCUUCAACAACUCCUGCGGCAAUGCCGAAGCCAUGGCCAAGAUCGGCGGUCUUGUCACCCCUGGCGGUAUCUUUGGCCCGGGCUUCCGCGUCAUGGACGGGACCAAGCAGCUGAUGUACGCGCACGUCACUAAGACGCUGCCCCCAAGUUUUACCGGCUUUCCAGGGGAGGCCGAAAUCCGGUACUACCUCAAGGUCACCAUACAACGGCCUGGAAUCUUCAAGGAAAACUGGCGGUACCAGACGGGUCUCAAGUUUCUGCCCAUCGAACCCCCAAGACCGCCAAAGACGAACCAGGAGGCCUACGCCAGACGGCCCUUCGCCUUCCAACCAAGAAGCCCACGCCCAGGACCAUACUCGAAGAAGCGUUCCUCCUUCUUUGGUAGAUACUUAGUCCCGUCAACCCCCGGAGAUGCGAGUCCCAAUCCCCAACCUUCUGCCGACGGUUGGCCAAACGGACCGCCGUCACCGGCAGCUCCCGACAUACCUCCCUCUGUCGAGAUGUCAGCCCGCCUUCCUCACCCAGCCAUUCUCACCUGCAACAGACCAAUACCCCUGCGUCUGAUAGCCAAGAAGCUGGUCGCAGCACACGCACAUGUGUACCUAAUAGCUUUGCAAAUCGACCUCGUCGCCAAAACCACUGUGCGCUGCCAUAACCUGGUCAACACCGAGAUGAACCGCUGGGUCAUCAUGUCUCGUCAGGGCCUGUCGCUUCUUCUGUCCAGAUCCGAAGACCCUGUGGGAACCGAGUUCGUUGUGCCAGAUGACCUGUGGAGCCAGAUUCACCUGCCCAACACCGUCAUGCCGAGUUUCAUCACAUGUAAUCUCAGCCGCGACUACCAUCUCGAGAUCAAGCUCGGCUUAGCAUGGGGCAACCCCUCCGCCCGGGCCCAAGGCACCUCGCUUCUCGGCCAACGUAGCAAACACAACGAUCCCAUCGAACAUCCCCAAGAACUCCAUCUCCCCUUGCAUUUCAGCAAAAUCGAAGUAUAUUCAGGCCUGGCCCCUCCGCCCGCCCUCGUUGAAGCAAUGCGCCAAGGACGGGGACGCACCUCCCGCCCAGCAAAGCCAGCGCAACAACAACCACUCGCCUCCCCGUCACAACCCUCUCACCCAACACAAACACCAAACCUACCCCCUCGCCCGGCUCAACAACAAUCCCAGCAACAGCCGGCCGACGCUCUGUAUCCAUCCCAGCUCCAGCCGGGACAGGACCACCCGCCAUACGACGACGCUCCCCCGACAUACGAAGAAGCCAUGGCCGAGGAAAUGACUGGGCCUAUCAUUCCACCCACGACCAGGCCUGCCUACAGCGGCCUGACGAAUGAGAACGAGCCGAGUACCCUGCCUGAAAAGAACUAGUCUGCUUUCCAAAUAUACGGUACUGGAUUAGCGGCAGGGAAUUCCCUGAUAGCGUGUGGUCACAUGCUCCCAAUUUGGGAGUUUAGGAGUGUGAGCACUGAUAGACGAAAGGGGCGCCCUGGGCUGAACGUGGAGAGUAAUGGUUUGGAUAAGCUGUCCAACGAAAAUGCGAGACAGGGAUGGGAAUUAAACAUAGACUAAUUGCUGUGCGGUUUAUCCCGCCAGACAACGGCUUUGAUGGUACUUGUACAUAGCAUUCACAAACUAUAGCGAGUGCAUACUCGAGUACACACAGUCCCAGUCGUUGAGACUUGAUGAACCCGAUGCAGUAUGGAUUCACGCCAUCCAUAC